Messenger RNA from Porites evermanni, 4425 nucleotides. Lineage: Eukaryota; Metazoa; Cnidaria; Anthozoa; Scleractinia; Poritidae. The record is from the annotation of a GenBank genome assembly.
AUGAAGAAACAUAUCGAGAAGACCAUCUGCUUAAUAUACAGUCAAAGCAGACGAAACAAUCUGCGCUUUGAAGGAUUACUGAAAGAUGACAAUGAAACAUGGGAUGAAAUGGAAGCGAAAGUUAAGAAUUUCCUCGUCGAAAAACUCGAUUUUGAAUCUGCUCCAGAAAUUGAACGUGCUCAUCGCACAGGCCGUACUGGGAGGCAAGAUGGCACUCCAAAACCGAGAACGGUCGUUUGUGAAUUUACAAGUUAUAAAGCAAAGGAGGCAAUUCUCAAGAAGGCAAGGAGAAUCAAACCCGAAGUUCUAAACAUUUUUGAAGACCUAGCUGAGGAGACAACGGAGAAAAGAAAGGCACAACUGCCUCAGCUCAAACAAGGUAAACUUGCUUACUUCUCCCUCGUGAGACUCGGCAUAAUCAGAGACAGACCGAAUGGUUCAACUAAUGGCUGAAAUGUAUGAACACAUAUAGAUUUAUUCACUUUAUCUGAUAACAAAUGAACAGCGUAUCACAUAAUCAAACAUUUACUUGAAGCAUAUGCCAAAAGCUAAUAGCAAGUUAUGAUCAUGCAGUCCAAUGUGGGAACUGCCAUUUACGGAUCCAUUGCAAGUGUAAUGGUCUAACCAUUAAGGAUUGCAAACACUUGAAACUUGAGAAAGAGGUAUUUUUCCUGAACAAUAUGUACUUUUGAUAUAUUUUGCUUUAGUUCUUUAAAUGACAUUGAAUUUAACACUCUUAUGAAACCCUCUGACAUUGAAAUGCUACCUUCCCUUAAUUUUAUUUCUAAGAUUACCAGCCUGGGCGGUCUUAACAUCUCUGAUAUUGAGUCAAACAUACCUAAUCCCCUAAAUUCUAAAUAUUCUUAUCCAUCAGAUUUUUGACAAAUUAGCUUUAUAUGUAUCAUCUUUGCCAUCUUAUUUCUCCUUAUUUCACGUUAACUUAAAUAGUCUUCAUGCCUAUCUAGGUCAUCUGCAGACCAACUUGAAUGAUGAAUUUCCUUUUCAUGUUUUAGGCAUUAGUGAGACUGGAGAAAACUUUUCUUUAGGUUUCAAAAUGAAUAAUAACUUGGAUGGUGACAUAUUACAUUCACAACCCUCCAGAUCUGCUGCAUGCUAGUGGUGUGGUAAUUUACACCACAAAUACUUCAACUGCUUUUAAGCGAACUGACGUAAAUACAACUGAUGAAUUUGAAACUGUCUGGGUUGAAAUAGUUGAUACUAAACCUAAAUAUAUUUUGUGUUGCUGUGCCUAUAGACACCCUUCUUUCAACCCUGUAAGGUUCAAAGAACAGCUCGAGUCAACUUUAUCUUUACUAACUAGAGAAAAUAAAACCAUCUUCAUUAUGAGGGAUUUAAAUGUUAACCUGUUAAAUUCUGAAAGUCAUCCUGAAUCUAUUGACUUCUUAUUAAUGCUUAACUCGUACUUUCUUCUUCCUUGUAUUUCACAACCGACACGUAUUACUGAAAGAUCAGCAACCCUCAUUGAUAAUAUGUUUUCAAAUACUUAUUACGCUAUGAAUGCCAUCAGUAGUAACCUAGCCUCAAAAAUCUCUGAUCAUCUUCCUCAAUUCUAUAUUGUGGACAAUUGUAUAGUAAACUACAAAUAUUAAAUUAUUAUGAAAAUGACUUUUCCAAAUUUGAUGAAGAGAAAUUUAUCAAUGAUUUUUCUCACUUCUACACUGGACUAACAUCUCAAGUGAUAAUAUGGAUGCCAACAGUAAAUUUGAUACUUUCUACGUUCAGAUAUCUCAAGUUUACCAAUUAUCAUGUACCACGUAGAAAGCACUCCAAACGUGAAUUUAAGUUAUCCACUAAACCCUGGAUUACCAAACAUAUUCUUGCUAAAUACGAUAUAGAUAUAAACUCUAUUCCCAAAUCAUUAGGAAUAAACAUACAAAUCCAAAUUUAAUAUAUCUUCACAAGAAUUCAGGAAUAGUGCUGUCAAAGAUCUUAAAGCGAGCAAAUCUGAUUAUUUUAACAAUUACUUUUUGUGUUAUAAGAAAAUAUGAAAAAAAUCUGGUCUGGAAUUAGAUCAAUCAUCAACAUUAGUAAAGUUAAAGCUAAUUUCAUUCCCAGUAUUUUAGAAAGUGGAAUAACUGUUGACAAUCCCUGUGCUAUUGCUAACAUCUUUAAUGAUUUUUUUGUUAAUGUGGGUAUAAACACCAACAAAGACAUUCCGAAUGGGAAUUGUUGUCCAACCUUUUUUUUUGAAGGGCAAUUUUCCUGAUUCAAUUGAAGUUGAUUCAUACAUAUCUGAAAUGGACAAUAGCCAAAUCCAUUGGUCCCUAUAGUAUUCCAGUCCCAUUGCUAAUAAUUCUUAAUGCUCAUAUUUCCCCCACUUCUUUCAUCCCUAAUUAAUGAUUCUUUUCUCUGCGGCAUUUUUCCUAAUAAACUUAAACUGGCAAAAGUUACCCCAGUUUUUAAGAAAGGCUCUAGGCAAGACAAAGCUAACUAUAGACCAAUAUCAGUCCUGCCUAUUUUUAGAAAAAUUUUUGAAAAGGCUAUGUUUAAGCGCCUUUAUGGUUAUCUUGAAUAUUAUAGCAUUCUUUACCCACUUCAAUUUGGCUUUAGGCAAAAGUGUUCAACUAAUCAUGCACUGAUACAAAUUGCUGAAUCAAUCCGUAACUCAACUGACAGCAAUGAGUUUGGCUGUUGUAUUUUUAUUGAAUCAAUAUGGAGUAAGAGGUAAAGCCUAUGACUGGUUUCAAUCGUAUCUGUCCAAUAGAGAACUUUACUUGUAUGUAUCAAUGGUCAUAAAUCUGAUUCUCUCUCAAUCACUUGUGGAGUACUUCAGCGAUCCGUUCUUGGACCCCUGUUGUUUUUGCUAUAUAUUACUCUACCCAACACCUAGAAAUUGUUUAGUUUCCACUUAUUUGCUGAUGACACUAAUAUAUAUUGUUCAAGAAAAGACCUUAAUUAUCUUGAACUAAUCUUAAAUCAAGAGCUCCAUACAGUGGCUGAGUGGAUGAAAUCCAGUAGACUAGCUCUCAGUAUUUUGAAACUAAUUUUGUUCUUUUUCAUUCAAAAAAACUAAAAUCAUGCAAGUCAUUAAUUUUAAAACUUGAUAGUGUGAAAAUCUACUGAAAAGUUCCCGUGGUCAAAUACUCAGGUGUCACUUUUGACUCAAACUUGACUGGAAGAAUCAUGAACUGUGCUUAAAACUAUCGAAAACUGUAGGCAUAUUUUCCAAAUUAAGGUACUAUAUUAACGUUGAUAUACUAAUUAUACUUUACUAUUCCCUAAUUUACCCCUUUCUAACUCAUGGUAUUCAAGUUUGGGGUCUCACAUACCCAACCUAACUAAAACCAGUAACUACUUUGCAAAAACGAGUUGUCAGAAUAAUGAAUUUUUCCGACCCUAGAUCGCAUUCAGAGCCAUUGCUUAAGUCUCUCAUACUCCUAACUAAUUCUCUGAUAUAAUUCGACUUGAAAUUCUCUCUUUUGUUUAUCAGUGGUAAUCCACUAAUCCAGUAUCUUCCAUUCAGUCCUAUUAUACACGUCAAUCACAGAAUGAUAAUCAGUUUGUUAAAUCGGUUUAUACCAUUCAAUACGGCAUUCUUUCUCUCCGUUACACUGGUACCAACCUUUGGAAUUCAUUAUCUGUUGAUAUUAAGAAAAUCAAGCCGUUUUUUAGUUUUCGUCAAAAUAUCAAGAAUUACAUGAUUGAUGGUUAUAACAGUGUUAUUAAUUUCUGAAGUUUUAUCAUUAUAUUAUCUUUAACUACUAUUUAAUUAAUGGAGUAAUACUUUUUAUCUAAAACAACUAUUUUGUCACUAUAUUCCUUCUUCCUGUAUUCUUGUUUUGGGUCACCUACCCGGUUAGUUAUACGAACUAUUUAGGUGUCUCAAACCCUGCACAAUGAACCUAAAAUUCAAAAAUUUCGUUUCCUUCAAACACAAUCUUUUAUUUUCAUAUUUAAAACAACUGAAUUGUAUCAAUAUCCUGUGUGAAUUUAAAUGAAACUCGACUCGACUCGACUUGACUUGACUCAGUAAGUUGAUGACUGAUUCUUUUUUCAUAUUCAGAUUAUUCCUCGCUAUGGGAUUUCCGAAAGAGGAAGGACAAUUAAACAAUCCACGGAGGAAAACAUCUUUCCAAUAGCGUAUGUAAUAAAUCUUGACUGUUUUCACUGUAAAUUGUAGUACAAGAGUAGAAACUGAAAAGUUUACGUAUUGUGAUUUUAAAUAAGUUCGGUCAAUGAUCGGCUCACAGACUCUUUCUAAUUAAUAAAUUAUUUUUCAUUGUGUUUACCUGUCCCGCGUAGGCUGUGACAAUAGUACAACUAUCAGGAAAAACAACAAAGUCGACUUAAACCUUUUUUUUUUCAGAAGGAGAGAGUCAAGUCAGUGUUUCUACUAUCGCGAGGCUUCUUCGAGUGGACAGGCGAGUAUCCAAUUCCCUAAUUAAUUUUAUAUAUAACGACUAA